AUGGGUUCCUUCUCCUCUACACUGCUUUUUCUUUUCUUCUUCUUUUCUUCCUCACUUGCCAAUCACCAUGACUCACUCCAACUCAAAGGUGUUGAUAUUGAAAGGCCAGUUUUGGAUAUCUCCCCUUCCCCACUUUCUGGGGAUUCAGCUGCUCAUGGUGUUAAAGAUAUUUUACGAUGUGAGCGUGUUCAAGUGUCUGGUAUCUCAAGAUUGAAACUUGGGAGCUAUGCUAGUUCAUUCCACAUUACUUUGGCUCCAUCUGCUGCGAUCCCAGAGAGGUUACAUAACAAAAUUCAGGUUUGUUUCCACAGGAAUAAUGCACUUGGAUGGUGUCAGUGUGAAAAGGAUGAAUGGACGAGUAUUCAGAAGGGGAUCUGGAAUGCUGUCAUGUCACCUUAUGAAACUAGAUAUGUUGAUGUGAGGAUGAAUGCUGGAAUGUUGGGUUCUUCUGUUACAGUUUCCCUUGAAGAAGAUUUUCAGCAAUGGCGCCUUGUAUGUCUUGCAUUGGGAUUGAUACUGCUGUUGUUGGCUCCAAUUAUUAGCAGUUGGGUUCCAUUUUAUUAUACCAGUUCAAUGGCUAUAGGGAUCUUUCUUGUUGUUAUAAUCCUUCUUUUUCAGGGCAUGAAAUUAUUGCCAACUGGAAGGAAAAAUAUCUUUUACCUUACCAUAUAUGGUUCAGUGCUUGGAGCUGGGUCAUUCCUUUUGCACCAAUUCUCCGUGUUCAUAAAUUCAAUUCUUCAAAGUUUUGGGAUGAGUGAAGAGAUGCACAUUCCAGUAAGUAUAUCUGUACUACUGGGUAUCCUCUUGGCUGGAGCUGCUUUAGGCUACUGGGGUCUUAGGAGAUUUAUUCUUUCGAAAGAAGAUGGCGGUGUGGAUGCUGGGGUCGCUCAGUUUGUGAAAUGGGCAAUGCGCACUGUUGGAGCCACCUUGGUUUCGCAGGUUAUGCUAGGUCAUCGUGGAUUAACUUGUGUAAAUUAUUGUUGCUUCAAGUCUUCCACUUUUAAAAAUGCCAUUAUGAUUUCAUGUAGGUAUGGAACUUCAGGAAAUGAUGAUCACUCGCUGCUGUGGGUGAGAGGAACACGUGGCCGUGCUGAAUUCCUUAGCAAGUCAACUCCUAAAGGAAAAAUGUGGAGUAGUCCUAAAAGAUCUGCAUGGUCUGACUCUCCGGUGAAAG
Molecule: messenger RNA, 1174 nt
Organism: Gastrolobium bilobum
Lineage: Eukaryota; Viridiplantae; Streptophyta; Magnoliopsida; Fabales; Fabaceae
Exons: 9
Source: RefSeq, a predicted model, not a curated record